AGUGCUGCCGCCCGCAUGGCCGGCCACCUUGCAGAGCUGCUGCGCCUGGCGCAAGGGGAGAGGGGAGGAGGGAAGGGGAGAGGGGAGGAGGAGAGGGGGAAGGGGAGAGGGGAGGAGAGGGGGAAGGGGAGAGGGAGGAGAGGGGGAAGGGGAGAGGGGAAGGGGAGAGGGGAGGAGAGGGGGGGGGAGAGGGGGAGGGGAGAGGGGGAAGGGGAGAGGGAGGAGAGGGGAAGGGGAGAGGGGGGAGUGGGGGAAGGGGAGAGGGAGGAGAGGGGGAAGGGAGAGGGAGGAGGAGGGGAGGGGAGAGGGGAGGGGAGAGGGGAGGAGAGAGGGGGGGAGAGGGAGGAGAGGGGGAGGGGAGAGGGGAGGAGAGGGGGGAGGGGAGAGGGGAGGAGGAGGGGAGGGGAGGGGAGAGGGGAGGAGAGAGGGGGGGAGAGGGGAGAGGAGGGGGGAGGGAGGGAGGAGAGGGGAGGGGAGAGGGAGGAGAGAGGGAGAGGGAGGGAGGAGGAGGGGGAGGGGAGAGGGGAGGAGAGGGGGAGGGGAGAGGAGAGGAGAGGGGAGGGGAGAGGGAAGGAGAGGGGAAGGGAGAGGAAGGGACCAUGGGGAGGAGAACUGAGGAGCUGCUGCGCCUAGCGGUAGAGGGGAGAGAGGAGAGGCG
This is a messenger RNA of Closterium sp. NIES-67, 658 nucleotides long. Lineage: Eukaryota; Viridiplantae; Streptophyta; Zygnematophyceae; Desmidiales; Closteriaceae. The record is from the annotation of a GenBank genome assembly.